Photinus pyralis (common eastern firefly) is the source of this 781-nucleotide messenger RNA. RefSeq names its product UPF0193 protein EVG1-like. The coding region runs from base 104 to 619 and encodes 171 amino acids. NCBI's taxonomy places the organism in Eukaryota, Metazoa, Arthropoda, Insecta, Coleoptera, Lampyridae. The transcript has 4 exons. The record is from RefSeq and is a predicted model, not a curated record.
GGAGUGUAUUGUGUGAAAAGAAUAAAUUAUUGUAAUCCUUUAUUUCCAUAAAUUCAUGUCCUCGUGAUUCCGUGUCCAGAUAUACACGGAGAUAAUUGCUAUUAUGUUUGUUUAUGUAUGUACGCUUGACGUAGCGCUAAUAAACGAGAGUAAGCUGUCAACGCUCCAACGCAAGAAAGACUACCCGCUAAGAUCAAGCUGGCCGCAGAGCAAAUCCGAACUCGUUCUAAAGCAAGAGACGAAGACGCCACUAAUUCGACCGGGCAGCUCGAAGAAACGCUGCCAGCAGACCAUCGCCGACUCCGGCGCCUACAUCCGAGAUAAGUUCGUCCCUCAACUGCCGCGCGUAGAUGGCGAAAGGGCGAAGAGGCACCUUCAGGAUAUUAUGGCGUUUGGUAAAGACGUACAGCCCACUCCUCGACCGUCCAAGGCUAAGACGAAAGCAAAGGCGGAAGUGGAAGAAGAGAAUCGCUUCGAUCAACUGGUGAGGGAAAUACAGGAACGUAGAGAUUUCCUGGACGAGAUGAAGAGUUUGGGCGAAGGUGAUAAGUACGAGCAGAUCAUCGAGCAACAGAUUCAAACUAAACUGCGCGAAAUGAAGGCUUUGGAGUUUCUUUAAAAGAAUGGAAAGCUUUCUGUGUUUCUUUUAUUCCUAGAGGUACAAAGAUAGCAAUAAAUAAGUAGGCAAUGGAUUUACAGCAUGCAAAAUUGGUGCCACCAAAGAACGCAUACGAACUUCGAAAAUGGGCGGAAAAGGUACAAUGGAUGAAACACAAAUAUA